AUGAGCGGCUUCACCAAAUUUCGCGCUGGCCUUACAGCCGCCGGCUGCGCUGCCAUCAUUUUCACAGGCGCCACCUAUGGCGCAGGCUUGAAGACACAAAAGGAAUGGAAAGAGGAACGACAAAGCUUCUGGGAGUCUCCGUACGAUGAGCAAAUUUCUCUCUUGCAGGGCCAGCGUGGCCGGUUAGUUACAGAGCGCCGGAAGUGGGAAAGAAAGCUCGAGUAUCUGGAUGAGAGGAUAAAAGAGGGGGAGGCUAAGAAGCCAGAAGGAUGA
Messenger RNA from Colletotrichum paranaense, 273 nucleotides. RefSeq lists its product as uncharacterized. The record is from RefSeq and is a predicted model, not a curated record. NCBI's taxonomy places the organism in Eukaryota, Fungi, Ascomycota, Sordariomycetes, Glomerellales, Glomerellaceae. The transcript is spliced from 2 exons. Bases 1 to 273 code for a protein of 90 amino acids.